Molecule: messenger RNA, 1266 nt
Organism: Chaetomium fimeti
Lineage: Eukaryota; Fungi; Ascomycota; Sordariomycetes; Sordariales; Chaetomiaceae
Product: S-adenosyl-L-methionine-dependent methyltransferase
Exons: 2
Coding region: 170-1246 (358 amino acids)
Molecular function (GO): tRNA (cytidine-N3)-methyltransferase activity
Source: RefSeq, a predicted model, not a curated record
AAAAUUUCUUUCCUCAAGUUUCAAACUUCGAAACCUCCUCGCACGAAAUGCUGCGCCGAAGUUGCAUUUCAUCAGGGGCAGUUCAAUGACCUGCAGCAGCUGCUAGCUGCUCCUCAUAGGCGCGCCGCAGUUCUUGCUUUCUUUUUUUUAUUUCUAAACAACGCCCACCAUGACGGUCGACAGCGCCGUGGACGUGGCCGUCGCUGCUCCGGCCGACGCGCAAGAGACGCUGGCUGCCCAGAUGUCCUCGCUCGAAAUAGCGCAGAGCACGCAGCAGGCCGAACUGCCUCCCCACCGGUCGCACGAUCCGCAGUACAACCAGAAGAGGAGCGACCCGUUUCAGUUCGGAUCCCGCUACCUCGGACAGGAGGACGACCCCUUCGAGUUCAAUGCCUGGGACCACGUUGAGACUGACGACACAUACAAAGAGUAUGCGGAGCAGCAGUACGCUAUGCAGCGUCAGGCACCUGUAUCCGACUUUGACAAGAUGCGUUUCAAUUCGGAUCCAGCCAAGUGGUGGAACUUGUUCUACAAGAACAACACGGCCAACUUCUUCAAGGAUCGCAAGUGGCUCCAACAAGAGUUUCCGAUUUUGGACAAAGUGACCCGGGAGGAUGCCGGACCCGUGACACUCCUAGAGAUAGGAGCCGGCGCCGGGAACACGGCGUUUCCCGUUCUAGCCCAAAACAAGAACCCGAAGCUGAAGCUCCACGCUUGUGACUUCUCCAAGAAGGCAGUUGAGGUCAUGCGCAAACAUGAAUCUUACGAUGCGGCGGUGAUGCAAGCUGACGUUUGGGACGUUGCUGGCACCGAACUGCCGCCGGGCCUUGAAGAAGGAUCCGUGGACGUGGCCGUAAUGGUGUUUAUCUUCUCUGCACUUUCCCCAUUGCAGUGGAAGAAGGCGGUGGAGAACGUCUACCGUGUGCUCAAGCCGGGCGGUGAGGUCUGCUUCCGCGACUAUGGAAGAGGUGACCUUGCCCAGGUGCGGUUCAAGAAGGGGCGGUACCUGGAGGAGAACUUUUACAUCCGAGGCGAUGGCACUCGCGUCUACUUCUUCGAGAAGGAGGAGCUGCAAGAUAUUUGGGGCGGCAAGCUCAGCAAGUCAGUCGAGGGCGACGAGGCCCAAGAUCUACAGCCAAGCUUCGAGAUUGAGGAGCUUGGCUUCGAUCGCAGACUGCUUGUUAACCGUGCCAAGAAACUUAAGAUGUAUCGGUGCUGGAUCCAAGGCCGAUUCAGAAAGAAAUAAACAAUAUAUUCUCUCGCAAA